AGAAGACGGCAUACGAAUCGCGUGAUAUUCUUAGAGGAUGACGACGUGGCGGCUGUUAAAGAAGGCGCGCUGAGUAUUCAUCGUCUUCGUCGUUGCAUGGACGAUCCUCACGCUCGCGAGAUCACGACACUGAAGAUGGAGAUUCAACAAAUCAUGAAGGGCAAUUACGACUACUUCAUGCAGAAGGAGAUUUUUGAACAACCGGAAUCGGUGGUGAACACUAUGAGGGGUCGUUUGAAUUUUCAAGAUAACUCAGUCACUUUAGGCGGAAUUAAAGAUUACAUUCCAGAGAUCAAAAGAUGCAGACGUCUUAUGCUAAUCGGUUGCGGUACGAGCUACCAUUCUGCCAUAGCUACGCGACAGCUUCUCGAGGAACUGACAGAAUUGCCUGUGAUGGUUGAGCUCGCAUCCGAUUUUUUGGACCGCAACACGCCAGUCUUUAGAGACGACGUCUGCUUCUUUAUUUCUCAAUCGGGUGAGACGGCUGAUACGUUAAUGGCACUACGUUAUUGUAAAAGUCGUGGAGCUCUUAUUGUUGGUAUAACUAACACAGUCGGAAGUAGUAUCUGUCGUGAAUCUCAUUGUGGGGUGCAUAUCAAUGCUGGUCCCGAGAUCGGUGUAGCAAGUACUAAAGCUUACACCUCGCAAUUCAUCUCUCUCGUCAUGUUUGCACUAGUAAUGAGUGAGGACAGAAUCUCUCUUCGCGCGAGACGUUUACAAAUUAUCGAAGGAUUGAAAAAUCUCGGAAAUCUUAUUCGUGAAGUAUUGAAACUCGAUGAGAAAGUUAAAGAGUUAGCCAAGUCUUUAUUCCAACACAAAUCCCUGUUGAUUAUGGGUCGCGGAUAUAAUUUUGCUACGUGCAUGGAAGGUGCACUCAAAGUAAAAGAAUUGACAUAUAUGCAUAGCGAAGGAAUUAUGGCCGGUGAAUUGAAACAUGGUCCGUUAGCCCUCGUUGACGAUUCCAUGCCGGUAAUUAUGAUCGUAAUGAGAGAUCCAGUGUACGUGGUAAGUUUAAAUGAGUAAGUUUAAUAUUC
Messenger RNA from Wasmannia auropunctata (little fire ant), 1034 nucleotides. Its product is annotated as glutamine--fructose-6-phosphate aminotransferase [isomerizing] 2-like. The transcript has 6 exons. NCBI's taxonomy places the organism in Eukaryota, Metazoa, Arthropoda, Insecta, Hymenoptera, Formicidae. The record is from RefSeq and is a predicted model, not a curated record. The annotation marks the transcript as partial. Gene Ontology annotation, biological process: protein N-linked glycosylation; fructose 6-phosphate metabolic process; UDP-N-acetylglucosamine metabolic process. Gene Ontology annotation, molecular function: carbohydrate derivative binding; L-glutamine:D-fructose-6-phosphate transaminase (isomerizing) activity.